UGGUUGAUUGCCAGUUGUAUGACAGUCGUAGAACCGCACGCACGUAAUCAUAGUUGACCGAAGAUCCCUUGCUCUCGUCGUUUCCUAGAGUUUUGUGUUGUUUGCGCCUAUAGCGGUGACGUUUAUUUCGAUGUGGCCCCAAUUGUUGUCGCAGUCGUUGAUGCCGAUGUCGUUGUCCGUUGCGUCGUAGCGAGUGAGUGGAGAUCGUGUGACGUGCACCGGGAGAUAAGAAUUAUCGAUUUUCUCUGGCUCGGGUGUGUUUUGGAGUAGAAGGAAGUUGCGUGAAAUUAUAUCGCAAGAGGUGACACUUUAAGAGUUUAAACGAAGAAGUGCAGUAGAAUUGCUGGAAACUGGGAGUGAAAGUGGUGUUGUUGAAGAAAAUUGGAUAGCUGUGUUGAAGUGCUUGUACAUUAUUGAUCUGGCUGAUGUGUGGAAACAUUUAGAACAAGGACAGCUAAGAUUUAUGUUAAAAUCAUCAGGAAUGACUGUAACUCCGAUACGUAUGGCGAUGACCAGCCCGACGGUUCCCGCGCAACAGAAGAGUGCCUCGCGGAUCAGUAACUUUAGUGUGGCGUCACUGUUGGCCGAUACGCGGCCUAAGACGCCAUCCAGUGUAUCGGCCGUCACGGAAGUGCUAUUACCGGCUAAUCUGUCCCACGCGAGUAGUUCACCCCGAUCAGCUCAUGACAGUGGAUCGAUUAAGAAUGACCUGGAUCGAUCGGACACUCCGCAUAGUUUGCUGGAAUCGGACGACUACGAUUCAAAUCAGGAGGACUCGAUAGUAGACAUUGAGGAUAUCAAUAACGAGAAUAGUAGUUCACAGCCGGGUCUACCGGAUAAUAGUUCACCAGCACUCCUGCAGCAAUCGGCAGCCCUGGCAGCCGCCGGACAUGUUCCUAUUCGACCCACACCAUUCAGUGCCCUGGCGGCAGCAGCUGCAGCUUGGGGCGGUAUGAGUGGUGGUAUGCCUUGGCCUGCAGCCGCAGCUCGGCAGAUGCCCCCUUUUGGUCCACCCGGUCUGUUUCCCGGACAGGGCUUCGGAUCGGGACAAUUAGGUGGAGCUUGCAGACAACUAGUUGCACUCUUUGAUAAUGAACCUCCCCGCAUCAAGUGCAACCUCCGGAAGCACAAACCGAACCGAAAGCCCCGAACCCCCUUCACCACCCAGCAGCUCCUGUCCCUCGAGAAGAAGUUCCGGGAAAAGCAGUACCUCAGCAUAGCCGAGCGGGCCGAGUUCAGUUCUUCGCUUCGGCUCACCGAAACGCAAGUCAAAAUCUGGUUCCAGAACCGACGGGCGAAAGCGAAACGACUCCAGGAGGCCGAGCUGGAAAAGAUCAAGAUGGCAGCUCUCGGACGAGCACCCGGAGCCCAGCUUUACAUGGGCUACUUCCAUCCCAGCCUGAUGGGCGGGGCGAUGCAUUUAGGCUGAAGCCAUCCGGCACCCUCAAACCUGCAUCCUCAUCAACAGUGAAGGACUGUCGUGUUCCAAAGCUAGCAACCAUCCUGUUCUGUGAAUAUUAGCCUGUAGGAUCUCGCGUAUUGUAAAAAGUAUCUCGAUCAACAAAACCAAAUUAUUACUAUACAACACUUUUCUUCCCCCAAACGGUUUACCUUCGAAGAAAAACGAGUCUCUCUCACCCUACCACAAAAAGGGGUCUACAAAUAUGUAAAUGAAGAAUUGUAGCAAAAGUUUCCACUAACCAGAAGCACAAGGGCUCAGCUUACUCUAUUUAUUAUUACCACAUCCAUCCCAAAACCACAGACAAACAUACGUAACACUUGAAAAGAUUUCCUUUAAAAAUUGUCUCAUUUCACUCAGUCAUGAAGGCGCUGUGAAACGUCAAGCACGAAGUUAAACGAUUCACGCGUCCCUGGUUGUGAAAUAUGGAACGCAGACAACUUGAACUGAUUGUUUAAAACCCGGUUAACAGUAAACCCAUCAGUGUUACGUAUGUUUGUCUGUGUAAAAACUAUUCAUUUUAGUUGAAAAAUCACAAACUCUUUCCGACCCAAAAAAAAGUCAGACGCUCAGUUGUUGUUUGCAUUGAUUUAAAAUUCGAACGAAAACAAAAAUCGUCGGAGCGAGGCCCUAGCGAGUGCCAGCUUGUAAAUAUUAGUCCAAUCAGCCAAAAAGAGAGGAAAACGGUUCGAAAAACAAUUAAUUUCGGCACUUCGGCCGGUCGUCACCCGGGGAUCCUCACGCAUCACGAUUUCGUUUGAACAAAAAAUGCUUUUGUAAAUAUUUAAAUUCACGAUGAGCCCCGCAAGAAAGGUUAUUAUCUGGCUUAAUUAUUGUCAAACACUGAGACGGAGAAUUCACGCGUGAGAGUUGACAGAAGAACUGAAGUCUCGGGAAGGAGGAAAAAAUUAUGGAGCCCAACCGUGAGGACAAACUUGUGUAUGUGUAAAUAGUCUUUGUAAUUCCUAAUCGUCGGAAUAUAGAAAACCGUGCAAAGAACCGUUUUGUAAAUAUAGUCUGUAAGAGGGAAGGUUAGGAGAACAAAGCAAUUGCAGUCGUCGACUGUGCCACGUGUAAUUUAAAACGGAGUUUGAUUUGUUGGAAGAAUGAGCUAAAGCAAAUAAUUAUUGUACGUCUUCUAGGAUAAGGCUAAACUUAAUGAAAAAUGUAUUGUAAAUGAAUGAAAAGCAGUCGAAAAGGCGGAAACGUUUAGCGGUACAUAAAGAGGCAAGAGAAACAAAGUGAUUGAAAUAUGAUCAACUCUUGGAAGGAACAAUAAAACAAUGUCACAAAUUAUCGAAAA
Aedes aegypti (yellow fever mosquito) is the source of this 2762-nucleotide messenger RNA. RefSeq names its product muscle segmentation homeobox (gene Dr). The transcript has 3 exons. Gene Ontology annotation, biological process: regulation of transcription by RNA polymerase II; embryonic morphogenesis. Lineage: Eukaryota; Metazoa; Arthropoda; Insecta; Diptera; Culicidae. The coding region runs from base 464 to 1429 and encodes 321 amino acids. Gene Ontology annotation, molecular function: DNA-binding transcription factor activity, RNA polymerase II-specific; RNA polymerase II transcription regulatory region sequence-specific DNA binding. The record is from RefSeq and is a predicted model, not a curated record. Gene Ontology annotation, cellular component: nucleus.